Messenger RNA from Colletes gigas, 1787 nucleotides. RefSeq lists its product as uncharacterized. The record is from RefSeq and is a predicted model, not a curated record. NCBI's taxonomy places the organism in Eukaryota, Metazoa, Arthropoda, Insecta, Hymenoptera, Colletidae. Bases 1 to 1227 code for a protein of 408 amino acids. The transcript has 2 exons.
AUGUCAAGCGACGAAGAUAUAAUUCUAGCGUGCGCUGCGUUUAUUUGUAUGAAAUCAGUAUUAAAAAAGAAAAAGAGAAAGGCUCGACGCUGGUGGAUGGCUUCGUUGUUUCAAAAUAGAAGUAUAUCCGCGGCAACUGAUCUUCUUUAUGAUAUACGAAAGGGCGACGCUAGACAUUUUAAUGCGUGUUGCCGGGUACCGCGAGAAGUUUUUGAUGAAUUGCUUGAAAUGUUGACAUCGAAGAUACAAAAGGAAGAUACAAGAUACAGGAGCGCUAUUCCAGCCAGCGAAAGAUUAGCCGUAACGUUAAACUUUCUGGCCACUGGUAAUUCCUAUUCGAGUUUAGCUCUGACUUUUAAAAUAUCAAAACAGUCGAUAUCAAAUAUUGUUCCAGAGGUCUGUGCAGCCAUAAUCGAUGUACUAAAAGAUUAUGUUAAGACACCCGAAAGUGAAGAGGAAUGGCUAAAAGUAGCGCAAACUUAUGAAGAAAAAUGGAAUUUCCCGCAUUGCGUUGGAGCAAUAAGUAGCAGACAUGUACAAAUACAAGUGCCAAUACAAGUGCCGAAUACAAUUAAGUCUACGUUCAACAUUGUGCUUGUGGCAGUCGUGGAUGCUGAUUAUAACUUUUUGCAUGCCGAUGUAGUAUGCGCCGGACGAAUUUCAGACACAAACGUUUUUAAAAAUUGUGCUUUUUUCAAAAAACUUGAAGGAAAUGCUUUCAAAUUACCACCUUUGAGCAUUCUGCCGGGAAGAGAGAAAUUGGUACCAUACGUUUUCGUUGCGGAUGAUGCAUUUCCGCUAGUACCUAAUCUUGUAUUAAAAUUGUAUUCUGAGAAGAAUGAAAAGGACUCUGCCAGAAGAGUAUACAACCGUCAACUUUUAAGAACGCAAAGAAUCGUCGAAAAUGUAUUUGGCAUUAUGACGACAGUUUUUCGAGUAUUGCAAAAACCUAUGAUACUGGAACCAAAGAAAGCAGAAAUUAUAGUAAUGGCGUGUAUAUAUUUGCAUAAUUAUUUAAGAAAAAAUCCAUCCUCGCAAAAUGUAUAUAAUCCAAAUGGUACAUUUGAUUGUGAAAUAAACGGUAAACUAAUAAACGGAACGUGGCGACAACAUUGUAAUGAAAACUCGCUACAACGAUUUGAACGAGUAGACAGAAAAUUAUCGAAACGCGGGGAAGAAAUAAGAACAGAAUUUGCAGAGUAUUUCAUGAGCAAGCGUGUCCUAUAGCAAACCAAUAAUUUAACAUAAGCACAAAAAGUAGUUGAAUUUCACACGAACGCAAGAAUUAGUAAAUUUAUAUGUAGUUUUUUUUUUACAUUUUAUACUAUAUGUUCCGCACAGAGUUGAGUACAUUUUAUUCUUAAAAGCAAAUAAAAAUUUUAGAUGUACCCGCAAACUUUCGGUUACAUUUCAUUUACAAAUUUAUUUGAAAAUUAGAAUCUGGUAACGUAUUUUAUUCGUUCGUGAAUAAAAUUUUCCCAACUCUGACUCUAGGUAUAAAUGGUUGAACUUAGUUUCACCUAAUCCCACUCAUUCUCCCCACUGUUUAGGUUUGGGUUAGGUCUAUAAUAUAGAAAUUUAAAAAGUACAGAAAAUGUACAGCAUUCUUAACGACAGUAGAGUUAUUUAUAAUUUUACAAGUAUUCGGAUUAUUUAAUUGUAUACAAUUUCGCUUAAGUUAGAGUGCUGGUCGCUAAUGACCAUCACGACAGUUAACGUGUCGAUACAAGUUUCGCAGACCAUAUUCACAUUUUUGCAAAUUAAAUUGACUUUGACUUUUUAAAUAA